UUUCACCCAAUUCAGUAUCAUUCCAACCGAUUCAAAAACAUUCACUGAAAACGAAACACCACUUCCGUCCGUCUGACUUUCUGAUCGGCCAUUUCUUUCCGUGCGGUUCUUAAACAUGAGUGGUUUAAAUAACAGGACCGUUGUUAUUGAUGGUCGUGGCCAUUUGGUCGGCCGAUUGGCAUCUGUAUGUGCUAAAUACCUGUUACAAGGCGGCAAAGUCGCUGUUGUACGAUGCGAGGAGCUUAAUCUCUCCGGACAUUUCUACAGGAACAAGAUAAAGUAUCUGUCUUACCUACGCAAGAGGUGUAACAUCAACCCCGCCCGCGGUCCCUUCCAUUUCCGUGCCCCUUCAAGAAUUUUCUACAAGGCUGUUAGAGGUAUGGUACCACACAAAACAAAGCGUGGACAAGCUGCUUUGUCUCGUCUACGUGUCUUUGAUGGUAUUCCACCACCAUACGACAAGAAGCGUCGCGUUUGUGUACCAAUCGCUAUGCGAGUGUUGACCCUCCGUUCUGACCGCAAAUACUGCCAAGUCGGUCGUCUGUCCAGCGAAGUUGGAUGGCAUUAUCAAGAUGUUGUGAAGAGUUUGGAGAGGAAGCGCAAGGCUAAGUUGCGUGUCACACUUAAACACAACAGAAUCAUGAAGAAAUUGACGGUGAAGGCACGCGAAAAUAUUGCAAAGGCAGCCGAACCCUUCAACAAGAUCAUUCAGUCUUAUGGUUACGAAUGUUAGUUUCGUAGUAUGCCGUAAAUGUACUGUUAAUUUUUAAAUAUGGUAAAUAAAAAUUUGAAGAGAUGGAUUUUUCAUAUUUGGA
Molecule: messenger RNA, 815 nt
Organism: Episyrphus balteatus (marmalade hoverfly)
Lineage: Eukaryota; Metazoa; Arthropoda; Insecta; Diptera; Syrphidae
Gene: RpL13A
Product: 60S ribosomal protein L13a
Exons: 3
Coding region: 116-733 (205 amino acids)
Biological process (GO): translation; negative regulation of translation
Cellular component (GO): cytosolic large ribosomal subunit; ribosome
Molecular function (GO): structural constituent of ribosome; mRNA binding
Source: RefSeq, a predicted model, not a curated record